UUCAGGUUAUUGUAAAUAUAAACAAUGGGCAUUUAAAUAUCAAAUAAUAAAAACUAAAUAAAAUUAUAUUAUGGAUAAAUACGAAGUCAUUGGAACAUUGGGCGAAGGUUCUUUCGGAAGAGUGUAUAAAGCUAAACAGCUUUCUACAGGAAUCUUAGUUGCCCUCAAAGUAAUCAGCAAAAGAGGAAGGUCAGCAAAAGAAUUGAAAGGUUUUAAAAGAGAAUGUGAAAUACAAAGAGAUUUACAUCACCCCAAUAUUAUACAAAUGUUGGAUUCAUUUGAAACAGAAAAUGAGAUUGUAGUCAUAACAGAGUUUGCUCAUAAAGAAUUAACAACAGUAUUGGGAAAAGUUGGGUACUUACCAGAAGAAAAAGUCCAAACGAUUGUAUGGGAUCUUGUAUCAGCUUUGUAUUAUUUACACUCAAAUAGAGUUCUUCACAGAGAUCUUAAGCCUCAAAAUAUAUUACUGGAUGUAAAUAAUGUAGCAAAACUAUGUGAUUUUGGUUUUGCAAGAAAUAUGAGCACUGGGACUCAUGUUUUGACUUCUAUUAAAGGAACUCCUUUGUAUAUGGCACCUGAACUCAUUGAUGAAAAACCUUACGACUAUACUGCAGAUCUAUGGUCACUAGGAUGUAUAAUUUAUGAAUUAUUAAUGGGAUCUCCACCAUUUUGUACUUCUUCUAUAUUACACUUGAUAAGACUGAUCAGACACGAACAAAUUCAAUGGAACAACUUGGCUACAUUCUUAUCGGCAAGCUGCAUUUCAUUUUUAAAGGGGUUACUACAAAAAAAUCCGGCAAAAAGAAUGACAUGGAACGAAAUUCUAGUUCAUCCCUUUGUAAAAGGUCAUAUAAAUAUUACGAAAAAUGUUUCUCUGCAACCUUUGACAAGGUCUUUGUCUCCAAAUACUUCUCAUGCUAAGGAACAGCAAAGGAAAGAAAGUAUGAAGAAUAAACUAGUCAAAACCUCAGCCAAAAGCAAUGACAUUCCUGAACACACACUGAACAAACCUCCUGUUGCUAAAACAAGCAAACAUUCUUUAAAUUCAUCUGAUCAGCAGCAGAAAUCUGAGAACCAAGAUUUGGAAAAUAAUAAUCUAGAGGAAGCUGCAAAUUUAAAAGAGGCAUCAACAUCCAAUACAAAAUCGUUGGCGGCUAGUAUGCAAAAUUUGAAAAUGAAUUCUUCUAAGAACGCUGAGACUGUUACUCAAAAAAGUGAGGAGAAAAGUCCAAUACGGACAUUCACUUUCAUUGAAGAUAAUCAACCUAUUGAAACUGAGGAGUGGAUAGUUUUUUUAACACGUACAAUUCAAGAAGUGAUGAACGGCGAGAUGGUGUCGCUUACAGAAUCGAGUCAAGCAAACGUGCUUGUCUCGCCGUUGAGGAAUCCCAAUGCUAGCUCAAGGGUUCUGAGUUUUGUGGUGAGAUUGUUAUCGAUACCGUUCGUUAUCAAGGGUGUUAGUCAGGAGUGUCUGGUGAAAAUUAGAAAAGUAUAUCUGGAAGUUAAAUUAAUCCCAAAUUUAGUGUACGCUUCAAAACUUCUUUUACGCGAAUGCCGCGAGGAUUCGUCCACCGACACAUCUUCGCCCAUAAAUUCUCCUUUGCCAUUGAACGUGGAGCGAUACAGAAAAUUUUCAGAACUUAACGACGAGGAUUUACAGGCGUUGGAACAAAUUUUUUUACUCAUCGCACAUCUGGUGCACGUCGACGAUGAUUUUUUAAUACAAUUUUGCGACUCUGUAGUCGUGUUAUCCGUUUACUUGCUGAUGAAAUUGGUUUUAUCGCUUACUAACAAAUCAAAAAACAGAAUAGUGGCAGACGUUUUAGCCAUUUUAACCCGUCUUAUGAAGCAACUUCCGGAAAACGGCGAAGUGAUAGAAAAAAUUCUUCUAUUAGAAUCCGAUCACCCGGAUAUAAAUCCAGUCGACUUGGUGGACUUGCUGAGACAUUCAGAUUCGUUGCUGCGAGAAAGGUCGUGUUAUUUUUUGCUGUGGAUAAGUAAAACUCAGAAGAUUGAAGUUAUGAAGAUUUUGUGGAGUUUUAAAGUUAAGGAUACUUUGGAGGCGUUGAUGUAUGAUUCAAUGGAAGCAGUAAGAAAUGCUGCUGAGUAUACUGUGAUGGAAUUAAAAACUAAAGAGUAUUAUAGAGAAGUAAAAUGAGGAGAUCGAUGAUGAAAAAUUGUGUUGAUCAAGAGAUUUUUAUAAAUAGCUAUGGUUGAAAAAACAUUCAAAUUACUUUUAUAAUGUGUCCGGAGGAACCAGGACUGCGUCGUACUGUGCUUCAAGACAUGGCACUUGGAAUAUUAUAAUUAUAAUUAUAAUUAUAACAGUUACUUCACCCAAAAUCACACAAAAGAACAAAACAAAAUUAUUGGCCCGAUCCUAGACUUCACAAAGCAGCUUUGAAAAAUGUUUAAAAUUAAUAAUUCUAUAACAUAUAAAGAACUGACAGGAUACGAAUCCUUCACGACAGUGGCUUUUGUAAACACCCUUUAUUGUUAAAAUUUCUUUUUUCAUUUUCAAUGAUACAAAGAUUUUUUUUAAUUUGAAGGAUUGUUGUUGUCAACUACAUUUAAUUUGUAGGCUGGCUGACGAGCUAAACGAGGAUGCAUAAUGGGGAUAGUAAGAUCUAAGUGCUGUGGGGCAACCCAGACUUCCCAUCUUACAGAUCGGCUGUCCCAUUACAAAACACAGUAACUACAUUUUUAUAAAAACGGAGAAAUAUCAAGUUUUAUGAUAAUUUUCGAGCCCCACUCAAUAAAUAAAGAUAUUGCUUCCAAAUUUUAAAGUUGGUUAGCUAUAACCUCAAGUAUUGUUUUUAACGUUAUUUGAAGAGGAUAAGUUGUUAUACAAAUAGUGCGGCAGGUAAAAUAAUGGUUUUGCAUGGGAUUUCCUUUUAAAAAAAUGAAGUAUACUAUAUCAAAACACAGUAAUUGUCUUUGCGAUGGAUUUGUUUCUAAAUAAAUUAGAUUAUACUGUAUAGGUAAAAUAAUCACUUUUCGUAGAUCCAUAGAGUAAAUUCGUUUAUUUGUUGCACUUGCAGCUGCUGCUUCGUUCGAAUCUUUUUUAUAUUCCACGUUUGCCUUCGCAGCUUUAGUACGGUGAGAAUCGAAUUGAUUUUGAAUGAUGUCAUCACCUGCGUUUUCCAGAAUGUUUUUUAAAGAUGAACACUCUUCACAAAUAUCUGAUUUAGGUUGCCGAAGAGAAAUAUUCAUCUCUUUUAGAAUUUUCCUAUAAACUUUACAUAUAUUUGGAUGUUUUAAAACAAAAUCAUCAUACAUAAUUUUAACUGUGAGCUCCCUAGGUAAAUAUUUUACAUUUUGCGCAUUUUUUCUUCUAAUGGUUCACGCAAGGAUUAAGCGAUUCAAUGUGAUUUCUAAUUAUAGCUCGGUUAACUUCUGGCCCAUAACUUCCUCCUCUCUGCUCCUUUACCCGAUCUCCGCAAGGGACUUUUUUCAUUUUUGCAACUAAUUCGGUUAUUACCGAAUCAUUAGUAUAUCCCAAAGUAUUUAGAAAUGUUAGUCUGCGUACAGCUAUUUCAGUAAAAUCUGGAAGUGGUAGAGUAAAAUACCUUGACUCCGAUCUUGAAUGUUGAGCUGACAUGCUUUUAUGUUUCACAGGGAUUAAUUUUGAAUGUUUGCUUAACCAUUUGCGCCUACUUGUGUAGCCCAUAUUCCAGUACUGAUUUCAAAUAGAGUGACGAUGAUCUUCUGUUAGAUUUCAACACUGCCUUCUACAUUUUCCUUCACAAAUGGCCUUUAUAGGAUGUUUGGUUUUAUCUCUAUCAAUUUUUUCCAGUUCUUUUCAAUGCUCCAGUAUUUUGCCUCUCUCUUUCUUCAUUUGGGCUUUCUGACUGUACAGCAUUAUUCUACAAAAAUAUACCACAUUUAGUUUUUCUUCAUUGAUGAUCUCUAGCUGAAUAUGGUUUUGCUAGAAAUAACACAGAGUUAUUUAAAUGAAAAAAAAAAUGAUGUUUUCGCCUUUAUUUUUUCCUUUUUUGUUCUACAAUGUUAUCAUCGUAUUCGCUAUCGCUAGAUGUAGGAUUCUAAUCUUUGUCCAACUCACUAUCAUCGACGGGGUUUUCAAUAAAUUGAUUUAUGAUUUUCAAGUGAAAAAUCGGUUUAGGCAAAUGUCUUUAACCUAUCCAAGUAGUAAAUUUCUUGUGGCAAUGGGUCAUCAUUCUUAAAAAGCAUAAAUUUUAAAAUGAAAUGAAAGAUUUCAUAUGGUUUAACUUACCUUCUCAGAGCAAGAACGAGCAGUAUUCACCAUACGUCGUGUUCGCGCACUACAUGAUGCAGCUAAUGCAUCGCCGGAUAAGGACAUCCUCUCGCUGAGAACAAACUGUUUGUUUCACUUAUUUGCAGAAGACUGACUCAAUACAAGACGGAAUACACUUAUAGUUUUAACUCGGAUAGUAUAAUGGUGGGGAUCAAACUUAAAGAUGAAUUUAAUCCGAAUUUUUCACUAACAAAACAGUAACAAUAAAAAUCAUAACAAAACAGUAAUUGCCAAGCAGUUACUAUGUUUUGAUAUACAUUUUGGUAAUUACUGUGUUUUGCAGUGGUAAAAUCUGUUUUACCGAGCAGUUACUGUGUUCUCAAUGAAUUGUAUUUUUCUUAUUUAUUAACCUAUUUUAGAUUUUAAAAUACCAAAAUGUUCAGCAAAACACAGCAAUUACAAAAACAUAAUAAAAUAAAUUUCGACCAUAAUGUGAGUUACUGUGUUUUGUAUUGGAACAGCCGAGAUACAGAGACGUUUUUUCAAUGCAAAAAGUAACUUCAUUUAUCUUAUUAUUAAAAAAAAACGGACUAAU
Messenger RNA from Psylliodes chrysocephalus, 4811 nucleotides. The record is from the annotation of a GenBank genome assembly. Lineage: Eukaryota; Metazoa; Arthropoda; Insecta; Coleoptera; Chrysomelidae.